AUGUUUGGUCUUCCUGGACUUUUAUGUACAAUAGAUCAGAAAGGUGAAGCUAAUAGUGUCGUAUUAGAAGAUGUAGACCGACAAAACGAUGGCGCCUCCAUAAACAUUUAUGGGCCAAAGGGACUUCGCAGAUUCCUUCGACUUGCUCUUGCAUUAUCAAGAGCUAAUUUAAGCUACACUUAUGCUGUUCAUGAGUUGAUACUAGAAGAAAAACAUUGUCCUCCAAAUUGGCAAGACUGGGCAUGUUUAGAGGCUGAUAUAACUCGAGAUCCCCCAUUAUUUUGUGAACGUUCUGGUAGAGACAUUUUUGCGAACAGUGAUGGAUUCUGGUAUAAUGUUACAAAUAAUGAAGAGAACUGUGAAAUGGUGCAUGCAGUGUCUAUAAAACAUACGAUUCCUUCCGUAGGUUGGCUGAUAAUAAAGCCGGAUCAUGCACCUUCCUUGUGUGCUGAAACAGCUAUAAAAUUAGGCGUUCCCAAAGGACGAUUAAUGGGUGAACUGAAACGAGGUAAGACAGUUGUCAUUGAUGGUAAAACAGUUCGACCUGAAGAUGUGUUGAAACCGCGUUUAAGAGGUUGUCGUAUCGCAAUUAUGGGGGAUACGUAUGAUUCUUCUGAACUUUUACGUCUUAUGCAGGUUUUGCAUACUGCAAAUCAAAUUACUUCUAUAACUUUGGAUACCCUUGUACAUGAAGCUACUUUAGACGACAGUUUAUAUGAGGAUGCAUUGAGCAAAGGUCAUUCUGUACCAAGAGUUGUAAUGAAAUUAGCCUGUCAACUCAAUGUUCGUCAGUUAGUUUUAACACAUUUCAGUCAUAGAUAUGAUCGAAUAGAUUCUCUAGAUGAAAACACUAUAAAAAGUGAAAUUGGUGAACAGGUGAAUCAUUCAAAGAAAUCUAAAAAUGAUAAGAAAAACAAACCUAGUUUACAAAUUAUCUUAGAUCAAGCCAAAUCUACAGAUUUCAGUGGAGAUAUCAUUUUGGCUGAUGAUCAACUUUUAGUGAAAAUCCCCCCUGUAACACAAUAACAAUAUUAGUAUGUAAAGAUUGUUUUUCUGUUUCAUGAAUUCAAAUUACUACUGAGGAAUAUAUACAGUUGUUUUUAACCGAACUAAUUCUUUCUAAAUAUCACUUAAGUAUCUGUGGAUAAGAUUUACUUCUGAUCUCCAAUAAAAGAUCGAUCUGAGCCCUUUACAAUCAUUUAAAGUCACCCAUAUCCCAUCUCACUGGUAUAUAAGUAAAUUUAGCUGAUAGUUCCUCAACAAGAUCGAAGUGUUAACUUGGCUAGCACUAACUCUAAGUAUCAUAGGAAUUUAGCAAUCUGGAUGAGAUUUGUCAGGGUUUUUCAAACCUGAUGAACCGAAAGAUUAGACUAUCAAAAUUUCGGGGUUUUUUAAGAAGCAACUAAUUAGAAAAAAAAGAACAUGAAGCUGUCGCUCAUCCAAGGGUAGCGUUGCGUGGUCUACAAGCGAAUUCGAAAGCAAAUGUCUCGUAGUAACCAAAGCCAUAAGAUUUGGGAAAUUCUGUGAAUUUGAGUAGCGUCUGUCU
Messenger RNA from Schistosoma guineensis, 1546 nucleotides. The record is from the annotation of a GenBank genome assembly. Lineage: Eukaryota; Metazoa; Platyhelminthes; Trematoda; Strigeidida; Schistosomatidae.